Penicillium crustosum is the source of this 1320-nucleotide messenger RNA. RefSeq lists its product as uncharacterized. The record is from RefSeq and is a predicted model, not a curated record. Gene Ontology annotation, biological process: protein phosphorylation. Lineage: Eukaryota; Fungi; Ascomycota; Eurotiomycetes; Eurotiales; Aspergillaceae. The coding region runs from base 1 to 1320 and encodes 439 amino acids. Gene Ontology annotation, molecular function: protein kinase activity; ATP binding. The transcript has a single exon.
AUGGACUUCCUCAAGAAUAUAUGGCAUACUCUACCCUCCAAGUAUCAGGACUGUCUGGGUCUUAUCUAUCCCAAGUUGCAAGGAAAGCUGCAAAUUGCGGUUCAAGCCGUCGAAAAGAUCUUAAAGAAACAUGCGCCGGACAAAGGUUCUCUGGGCUGGUCAAAGCGCCUGUUGUACACCAUGCGACUCAAAGAAACCAUCGAGAGAACCAUCGAAGAUGUGAAUGAAUGGCAGAGGAUAUUCGAACCUACAUGGUUUUUAGUACUGAGGGUCUCAGACUCAGCGGUCCGUACUGAGCUCCGUCGCAAUGCUCAAUCCUCUUCAGCUCUUACCCCAAGCUACCAUCUCUGCAAUUCAUUAGAGAAUAAAGUCAAUGAAGAUAUAGGAAUAACUCUAUCGGCCAAGAUUCUUCAAGGUGCACAGCGUUCAAAUAUCACAUUCUCGGAGGCCUCUCUGGUUGUUAUCCCAGGGAAAAGACCUAUUCUCAUCGAUUCGGCAGAGUGUCAGACAUCCAAUAUAUCGGCAUUCACUAAGGACGUCCGAUACUUAGCGCAGAGGCUUCGAAAUGCUGACCCACUCGUCUUCCAAAUCCUCAAUUGUGGCGGUAUAAUCCACGCUAAAGACACCCCUCAACAUAUAUCCCGUUUCGACUUCGUCUUUCAGAUCCCUAAAGGCAUGGGACGACCACAGACCUUACGACAACUACUCCUCACAGGCUGUCAAACUUAUCCUCUCAGCGACCGAGUGCGUAUCGCAAACCAGCUGGCGAAAUCGGUCAGUUUCGUCCACAUGUACAGCCUUGUACAUAAGAAUAUUCGACCCGAAACCAUCAUGAUCCUCGAAGAUGGACAGUCGGAGCUGGGCUCACUUUUUCUGACCGGAUUCAAAAUCUUCCGUAUGGUGGGUGAGCAAUCGGGGCGAUUGGGGGACUCGGACUGGGCACGAAACAUCUACCGUCAUCCGCGGCGUCAAGGUCUAUAUCCCGAGGAGGACUAUCGCAUGCUGCAUGACAUUUAUAGUCUCGGCGUUUGUUUGCUGGAAAUUGGACUCUGGGAAUCCUUGGUCCAAUACGAAUCUUUCUCGAAUCAUGGGGAGAUGUACCUGUACCCGAACAAAGUCUUUCAAGCAAGCGGCACCAACCCACCCAACGUAUAUGCCAGUAAAGCACUAUUCGAGGAUCUCGCCAAGAACGUGCUCCCAGCUAAGAUGGGGAAGAUUUAUGCGCAGGUCGUGUUGACUUGUCUUACCUAUUACGAUGAGGAGCAGGAUGCUAUAGUGGAGGGUGUGACAUAUAUCGAAAGAGUGAGUUUUGACUUAUGA